Messenger RNA from Papaver somniferum (opium poppy), 1884 nucleotides. RefSeq lists its product as uncharacterized. The transcript is spliced from 8 exons. Gene Ontology annotation, molecular function: poly(A) RNA polymerase activity. NCBI's taxonomy places the organism in Eukaryota, Viridiplantae, Streptophyta, Magnoliopsida, Ranunculales, Papaveraceae. The record is from RefSeq and is a predicted model, not a curated record. Gene Ontology annotation, cellular component: nucleus. The coding region runs from base 831 to 1667 and encodes 278 amino acids.
CGCCUCCUCUCUCUCAACCUUUUCCGAAACCAAACUUUCUUAUUCUAUUUGAAAAUCCAAAAUCAAUCAGAGCCUGAAUCGAAACCUUAAUCUUUCUCCUUAGAAACCACUACAAAAAUUAGAAAUAAAAGAAGUUUAUGUGGUGAAUCUACUAUAAAUAAAAUCAGAAUCAGUUUGGGUUUCUUUCUUUUUUCGUUUAGUCGGUGAUUUGUUUAACCCUCGCUUCUGUGAUUUUCUUCUUGAUUCUCCCAUCAAGAUGAGUUUCUUUCUUUUUUUCGCAGAUGAGUUUCUUUUUUUUCUUUCUCAGAUCUAUUUUGGGUUUCAUUGGAUCUUAAUGUUUCAAUGUAAAAAUAUGAUUAUGUACUUUGUUUGAUUGAAUUUGAAACAGGAAGUUGAAGAGAGAUUUCUGAGAUUUGAAGCCUAACUUGUUUAGAGAUGAAAAGAUUUAAGGGUUUCUAUUGUUUUAUGGAUUAUUCUGAAGAACUGAAAUCAAAUUAGAGUCACUUCGUGUUGUUUUAAAAUCCCUAAAUCUUGUAAUUAAAAUCAAAGGAAAGUAUAAUUUUCUAUUGUUCACUUCAUUGAUUUUGAUGGGUUAAAUAGCAUCACUAACUUGGUUGUAAUUCUCUGAUUUUACAGAUAGAAAAGUGAAAUCUUGGGUGUUUACUUGAUGUAUCAAACACUAGAUAAUUUAUGAAAUCUUGGGUGUUUACUUGUCUGUGUUUACUUGAUAGAUUAUCUAGUUUAUUUUUUUUUGGUGUUUUAGAUUAUCUUGGAAUUAUACUUAUUUUUUGUUUAUUUUAUUUGAUUCAUGGACUAUAUAAAGUUGGAAGAUGUUGAGUAGUGGUAGAGAUUCUUACAACAAGGAAGUCCUGUGGUUAGAGUUGUUAGACCUCAGUUUGAAUCUAACCUUGUCCCUAAAGUCAUGUAUGUUUCAGAAGCAAAGACGACCUUGGUGUCCUCAUUCUCUUCUCCAGUUCAUUCACCAAAAAAACAAGAAGUACUACAAGCACACGGUAGAUCAGUAUGAGAGUGAUUUGCUUUUUGUUGCCCAUUCACUAGUACUCUCUAUCAAUGAGAAGGACUUGCACAUCGUUAAGCCAUUCCCCUGCAAUGGAAGCUGCAUUAGAUUUUAUCUGAAGUUCCAGUUAGUGUUAUGGGGCCUUAAAUUAUGGGCAAGAAGGCGAGGAAUAUACUGCAAUUUGGUUGGAUUUUUCGGAGGAAUUCACCUGGCUGUUCUCACAACUUUUAUAUGUUGUCGAUUUCCUAAUGCCAGUGGUACAACACUUAUUUCAAGGUUCUUUGAAACUUAUACAUUUUGGCCAUGGCCUACCCCAGUGAUGCUACAAGGGGACCUGGAUGCUAUGGCCCUAGUAGCUGCAAACAAAGGAAAUCCUAUGCAAGAAAUUGUAGAGCAAGUUCGUGAUAGAAGUACUGUGUUUACUUGCUUCCAGAAUUCCGGUUUGUUCAAGUUUUUGUUGCUGGAAUUCAGGCAUAUACCCUGUAAAAUGGAAGCCCAGGUUGAUUCAAGGUAUCACCAGCCAAGCCAAGCCAAGGGAUUGACUCGAGGUAUUCACGAUCACCUUCACCCGUUAAGCAUGGCUCGAGCCGUUCACAACUGUCUUCACCGGUCGGGUUUAUGUUCAAGCACGUUUGCCUUCUUACAAUGAAUUGGUUUCUUGGGAGCAUACAAUGAAGAUAUUUCUUUGCUGGCGACGAUGAUGAUCACAGGUGUGGUUUGUAGCCCGGAAUCUCGGAACGCCGACAAGGUUCCGGUCAACAAUUUUUUUUUAAUUAAAUGUAACAAAGAUUAUUACGAAAAUAACUGGAUCAAUUUUUCAAAACUGUGACUAAAUAAAGACACGUGUUUUCUUUGGAAUUAACAAA